UUGUAGUCAGAGUUCAUCGCCGAGUGGGGCAGAAGAGGGCCACGUACUCAAUAGAUCCAUUGCCAACUUGAGGGUUUUUCUUUUCGGGUUUUUCGAAGACGCACUGUGUUCCGCUCAGUUGGCAUCGGCGACAGGGUGCCUAAACGAGACAGACAUGUGGGGAAAGGCGAGUGGGGAAAAAACAGAGGGCGUCAGUUGA
Messenger RNA from Acaulospora colombiana, 199 nucleotides. NCBI's taxonomy places the organism in Eukaryota, Fungi, Glomeromycota, Glomeromycetes, Diversisporales, Acaulosporaceae. The record is from the annotation of a GenBank genome assembly.